UUCUCCUUAUUGGCCUGAGAUUGGCUCUGGGUUCAUGUAUCAUCUUAGUUGUUGCUUUUGGUGGAUCAGACAGGAUCAGAAAUGGGGCUUUACCUGAAGUAUGUACCCUACAGGGUACAGCUCGUUUACCUGCAUUCUCUGGAUGGGGAAUACAUUAUUGGCGGAGUUUUUUCCAUCCACUUCAAGGAGCUUACAAAGAUUCAUAACUACACCACUGCACCUGAGCCGACCACCUGCACAGGGAGUAUCAACAGUCGUGAACUGCGCUUCUGUCGUGCAAUGAUGUUUGCAAUUGAGGAGAUCAACAACAGCACAGAGCUGCUGCCUGGGAUUAAACUUGGCUAUGAGAUCCACGACUCAUGUGCCUCUGUGUCUAUGGCCAUGCAAGUUGCAUUUCAGCUGUCAAAUGGGCAUGACCCUGUGUUUCACACAGGCAAAAACUGUUCUCACUCAGGUGUUGUGAUGGGUGUUAUUGGUGAGUCUGGUUCCACACCAUCCAUCAGCAUGUCACGUAUCUUUGGACCCUUCAACAUUCCUCUGGUGAGCCACUUUGCCACCUGUGCUUGCCUGUCAGAUAAAGAGCAGUACCCAACAUUUUUCAGAACAAUUCCCAGUGACCAUUAUCAAGCUGAUGCGAUGGCCAAACUGGUGAAACACUUUGGUUGGACUUGGAUAGGAGCUGUCCACUCUGACUCAGAUUAUGGAAGAAAUGGCAUGGCGUCUUUUCUGGAAGCAGCACACAGAGAAGGGAUCUGCGUAGAGUACAUUGAAUCUUUCUAUCGGACUGACCCACACAAGAUACGAAUCGUAGCUGAUGCUAUCCGCAAGUCAACAUCGACCGUCGUAGUAGCAUUCACAGCUGCUGGUGAUAUGAAAUUCCUGUUAGAGGAGCUAAAUCAACAUCCUCCUCCACCUCGUCAGUGGAUUGGAAGUGAGGGCUGGGUAACAGACCCUCAGUUAAUGAGAUUCAGCUUCUGUGCAGGGGCAAUUGGAGUUGCCAUUCAGCAAUCCAUCAUCCCUGGCUUUAGAGACUUCCUUCUGGAUCUCUCUACCUCUGAAGUGGCUGCUUCCUCAGUGCUGACAGAUUUUUGGGAGGAUGCAUUCAACUGCAGCUUGACAAAAACAUCCUCUGCACAGAAAAAAACAUGUGAUGGAACUGAAGACUUAAAGAUGCUCAAGAUCCCAUAUACUGAAACAUCUAAAUUCAGAAUUGCUAACAUGGUGUACAAGGCUGUUUAUGCCAUAGCACACGCUAUUCACAAUGCAGUGUGUAGGAAAACUAAUUUCACUACCUACUGUGUAAAACAAACAAGGUUAAAGUCAGAUCAGAUUUUCACUGAGCUGAAGAAAGUCAAUUUUACCCGAAAUGGUUACCAUGUGUCAUUUGAUGCUAAUGGUGACCCUGUGGCUGCUUAUGAGGUCGUCAACUGGCAGAAAAGUGAGAGUGGUGUCAUUGAGCCUAUAACAGUGGGGUACUAUGAUGCAUCACUGCCAAAGGGCCAGGAGUUUCGUAUUUACAGGAACUUAACCUGGUUGGAUGGUGGCACACAAGUACCUGUGUCAGUUUGCUCUGAGAGUUGUCUCCCAGGGACUCGAAAAGUUUUGAGGAAAGGAAAACCCAUCUGCUGCUAUGAUUGUACUCCGUGUCCUGAAGGAGAGAUUAGUAAUAUGACAGAUUCUCCUGAUUGCAUCCCAUGCCCCAGAGAGUUCUGGCCAAAUUCAGGCAAAGAUGCUUGUUUUCACAAACCUGUGGAGUUUCUUUCUUUCGAUGAAGUGCUGGGAAUUAUUCUCGAAGUAUUCUCUGUCAGUGGGGCCUGUCUUGCCAUCAUAACAGCAGCAGUUUUCUUUCAGCACAGAACAACUCCAAUUGUCAGAGCCAACAACUCUGAGCUGAGCUUCCUUCUGCUCUUCUCUCUGACUCUGUGUUUCUUAUGUUCUUUAACUUUCAUCGGAGCACCUUCUAACUGGUCCUGCAUGCUGCGACACACAGCAUUUGGCAUCACCUUUGUUCUAUGCAUCUCCUGUGUGCUUGGGAAAACUAUUGUGGUUUUGAUGGCAUUUAAAGCUACACUUCCAGGUAGUAAUGCCAUGAAAUGGUUUGGCCCACCUCAACAAAGAAUGACUGUGGUGUCUGUCACUUUUAUUCAGAUUUUAAUAUGUACUUUGUGGUUGGUUGUGAGUCCUCCCUUCCCAGUGAAAAAUCUAACCACAUACAAGGAGAAGAUCAUCCUGGAAUGUGCAUUAGGCUCUGCUGUUGGCUUCUGGGCUGUGCUCGGCUACAUCGGCCUGCUCGCUGUUUUUUGCUUUGUGUUAGCUGUUCUAGCUCGGAAACUACCUGAUAAUUUUAAUGAAGCCAAAUUGAUAACAUUUAGUAUGUUGAUAUUCUGUGCAGUCUGGAUCACCUUCAUCCCAGCAUAUGUCAGCUCUCCUGGAAAAUUUACUGUGGCUGUGGAGAUAUUUGCCAUUCUGGCCUCUAGUUUUGGACUGAUAUUGUGUAUAUUUGCUCCAAAGUGUUUCAUUAUUUUGUUUCAACCAGAGAAGAACACCAAAAAACAUGUAAUGAACAAGAAUUGAUUGUUUACUGCCAAAAUUUGCAAACACAAUAACUUGAUGCAAGAUUCAAAAUGUCUCAGACUAAUCACUUCUUUCUAAUCAACAAUGUUUCGUAUUCUUUUUAAAUAUUUAUCUCUACCAAUAAUACUAGACCUGUUCUACUUAUGUGUAAUUUUCUUCAUAAUAUUUUUAUUUAUUUGUGACUUAAUGGAAAAUUUCCUGUAUAUCUGCUUAAA
Fundulus heteroclitus (mummichog) is the source of this 2789-nucleotide messenger RNA. RefSeq names its product extracellular calcium-sensing receptor-like. Gene Ontology annotation, molecular function: G protein-coupled receptor activity. Lineage: Eukaryota; Metazoa; Chordata; Actinopteri; Cyprinodontiformes; Fundulidae. Gene Ontology annotation, cellular component: membrane. Gene Ontology annotation, biological process: G protein-coupled receptor signaling pathway. The record is from RefSeq and is a predicted model, not a curated record.